AUGAAAGCCUCACAGAAAGGGUCCAAGCUUAAGCCCAAGGGAAGUGCUGUGCAAUUAAUGGUCCAGCUGGUCUCUAAGCUCACGGACGUCACUGACGAUGCCGUAAAGUGUAUGGUCGCAAAAGGUUUGAUGGAAGUGUUGGACAGCCAUGUAGACCUGGAAGAGGGAUCUUCAACAGCUUCAACUGUCUCAACAGCUGACAUCUCAGGGCUUGAAGGCACACAGUGGAUUCUUGCGCAGAUGAAGGAGGAUAGAUUGUUCCUGGCUGGUGAGAUAGAAAGGAAUGCUCUGGAAAUAAGAAUGGAGAUUCAAGCAAUAGGUGUCUGGACUGCAACCCUGGAGGUGAAGGCAGAGGCAGCAGCCAAAGCACAAAACUCAUUGCUGUCACAGAGUCAUGAGUGGGGGACAUGA
Molecule: messenger RNA, 411 nt
Organism: Pelobates cultripes (western spadefoot toad)
Lineage: Eukaryota; Metazoa; Chordata; Amphibia; Anura; Pelobatidae
Source: the annotation of a GenBank genome assembly